AUGACGCUGUGGAGCAGCGUAAAGCCAUUCUGGCCUCUCCUGUUCACAUUCAUCCUCCCACGCGCCAUCAACUACUACGCCGCAUUCAAGACCGCCUACCGCACCAGACCGCCGCCUCGUCCCCUGCCGAAGCGGACCAGCCGUGGGCUGAAUGCGCUGUUCGUGUCGAUAUGCGUCUUUCUGUACGCGUCGUGGCCGCUGAGAGGCGAUAUCGCCGACCACAACGUCUUUGUGGCCACGCAGUCGCGGCUGUCGGUGCCGACGGACGUGCUGUUUGAGCGGCUGGCCAUGUUGCGCGAGAACGGGGCCCUCUCGGCCGCGGACGAGGCGUUGAGGGCAAAGUUGACUUCACCAGCCCUUCGCCAACUCUACCUCCGCUUCGGGCCCUCGACCCUGCGCGACUGCCUGUUCUGCCACCCCGACGACCAAAUCUCGUACCUGCUGUACCACCUCCCGACCAACACGGUGCUCCCGCACCUCUUCCACGUUCUGUGCCUGGGCCUCGCGACCUCGGAGACCGUGGGCGGGUACGAAGCGUCGACGUGGCGCCGCGCCGCCGUCUUUGGCGCGCUCGUCCUCGCGGGCGCCGACGUGUUUUUGACCGCGACAUACGCGCCGCCCGUGGCGAUCAGCACCGUCGCCCCCGCGGGGACGUUCUGGCUCGGCACCACGGCGCGGUACCUCGGCCUGUGCGCGUUCGACAUCGCGGUGGCGCUGUGCAUCUACGCGUCGGCGACGGGGCGGUUCUACCUCUUCCCCUCCACAUCAGCAGGUGGGCCUGGUUCAGCGGACGCGGAACUCGCGCGCCGCCGCACCGAUGAGCUCCUCACGCAAGCCAACCUGGUGCUGCAGAUGGCCGCGACGAAUCUGCGCGCGUACUCGAUCGCACGUAACGCCGUGGUGCGCAACCCGGCCCUCAAGGACCGCGACGACGCAUAUUGGCGCGCCGUGGUCGCCGUCGAGCGCGAGCGUGAGGGCGGAGGCACGGGUGUCGGUGGUGCUGGUGGUGACGACGACGACGACACUCUCUACGAGGACGAGGAGGUCCAGGCCGCGGUGGCGCGCGCGUACGGCACCGGCGCGAUCAAUAUCGCCAGUGUGAGGAGGGAGGCCGAGGCGUUUGUCCGCCACGCGACGAGGGGGUUGGAUGAAUGA
Messenger RNA from Fonsecaea pedrosoi CBS 271.37, 1155 nucleotides. RefSeq lists its product as uncharacterized. The transcript is spliced from 3 exons. The record is from RefSeq and is a predicted model, not a curated record. Bases 1 to 1155 code for a protein of 384 amino acids. Lineage: Eukaryota; Fungi; Ascomycota; Eurotiomycetes; Chaetothyriales; Herpotrichiellaceae.